Pristis pectinata (smalltooth sawfish) is the source of this 4526-nucleotide messenger RNA. It is a transcript of the gene ubtfl, whose product is annotated as upstream binding transcription factor, like. The coding region runs from base 77 to 2629 and encodes 850 amino acids. The transcript is spliced from 22 exons. Lineage: Eukaryota; Metazoa; Chordata; Chondrichthyes; Rhinopristiformes; Pristidae. The record is from RefSeq and is a predicted model, not a curated record.
UCACGUCAUGUCGGGUCACCUGGGUGCGGAGCCGGCGCUGGACGCGGUACUGACCAGCACGUAGCCGACAGGCCGAAUGGCCUGGGUGCUGAGCGGGCGGGCGGCCGGGGCCCGGACACCCUCCCGCGGGAGCAGCGCCGGCCCCGGGCGGGAGCGAGCGCGACGGCGCCUCUUCAGCCGCGCUCGCCGUGUGAGGCCGGGGCGCGGCCGCCAGGUGAGGGCCGGGGGGCCGGGCGGAGGGAGCGGCGAGGCCCGGGGCUCCGGCCGCCAGUCAUUUUCUCGGUGUUGUGAGGAGUGCAGAACUGGGGGAGCGAUGACCACUGUGAAUGGUGCUUCAGAGGUUUCCACCUCCGUUCAGACCAUCACCAUCAAGGAAGAGGCCGAUUUAUGGAGUAAAGAUGACCUGCUGUGGUUGUUGGAUCGAAUAAAGAGCCUCAUCCCUGAGGGAGACUGCAUGAAGUACAAGACCACUGAGUCUCACUUCAACUGGGAGAAAGUCGCAUUCGGACCCUUCACAGGGGAAAUGUGCCGUACGAAGUGGCUGAAACUGUCCUGUGAGAUCAGAAAAUAUCGCACACUGAGCGAACUGCUGACCGAUGCGGAGGAGCUGGUGAGAAAUCCAUACAAGGGCAAGAAACUGAAGACUCAUCCUGAUUUUCCCAAGAAGCCACUGACUCCAUACUUCCGAUUCUUCAUGGAGAAAAGAGCCAAGUAUGCCAGGAUUCACCCAAAAAUGAGUAACCUGGACCUGACCAAAAUCCUCUCCAAGAAAUACAAGGAGCUGCCAGAGAAGAAAAAGCUCAAGUAUAUUGAGGAUUUCGAGCAGGAGAAGGGGCAUUUCGGGCAGGCAAUGGCCAAAUUCAGGGACGAACACCCAGAUCUUCUUGCUGAACACAAAAAGUCAGAUAUUCCAGAAAAGCCAAAAACGCCCCAGCAGCUAUGGUAUAAUCAUGAGAAGAAGGCUUUCCUCAAAGUCCACCCUGAGGUGAGUCCAAAGGAGCUGAAGGAUGCCCUUCGCAGGCAGUGGUCUCAGCUGGCUGAUAAAAAGCGUCUCAAGUGGAUCAGCAAAGCCCUGGAGCUGCAGAAAGAAUACGAGGCAGCAAUGAAGGUUUAUGUCGAGGCUCACCCCGAUCUGAUCUUCGAGGAACCCACCAAGUCCGUCCUCACCAAAGCUGAGCAACAGCUGAAGGAUAAAUUCGAUGGGCGGCCGAUGAAGCCACCACCGAAUGGCUACUCGUUAUACUGUGCAGAAAUGAUGGUUAACAUGAAAGAUGUCCCAAGCACUGAGCGCAUGGUUCUGUGCAGCAAGCAAUGGAAGAUUAUGUCACAGAAGGAGAAGGACAUGUACCAGAAACGGUGUGAGCAGAAGAAGAAGCAGUACGAGUUGGAGAUGCAGCGAUUUCUUGAGAGCUUGCCAGAGGAAGAACGGGAGAGAGUGUUAUUGAAGGAGAAGAUUGGGGGAAGCAAAGUCAUGAACAACGUCACAGGAAAUGCACAAAACAAUGGCCCUCAGCGGCUAAAACCUAGCGCUCCAAGCUCGCCAGCAUCACCAACCAGCAAGAGUAUCCCUGACUGGCCACAGCAGCCCAUUUCCGCCAUGUUCCUUUUUUUCCAGGAAAAGCGGAAGAAGAACCCCAAUCUCACGGAGAGCGAGCUGACACGCCAGCUUGCCAGAAUGUGGAAUGAACUGUCAGAGAAGAAAAGGGAGAAGUACAAGAAGAUGGAAAGGACCUUGAAGGCAGAGCACGAGCAGAAGAUGCAGAACUUCCUGAAGGAGAGCAAGGAUACCGGGGUCCCAAGGAAGGCAAGGCUACCUGAGUCCCCCAAAACAGCUGAGGAGUUGUGGGAGCAGGCAGUGGUUAGGGAUUACCUGGUGAAGCACCAGAAUGACCGCAAGAAGGUGCAGUCAGCAAUGGAGGCAGCCUGGAUGGCCAUGGAAGAGGAAGAGAAGAUUCCCUGGAUUAAGAAGGCAGCAGAUGACCAGAGGAGAUACAAGAGGGAACUGUCCGAGAGUCAGUGUACGACAGACACAGCUCCGACCACCAAGAAGCUGAAAUUUGAUGGGGAGCCAAAAAAGCCACCAAUGAGUGGGUACCAGAUGUUCUCUCAGGAGCUGCUGACGAGUGGGGAGCUCAGCCACUUUGGGCUGAAGGAGAGGAUGGUGGAAAUCGGCCGGAGGUGGCAAAAACUCAGCCAAACCCAGAAAGAAGUGUACACGAAACAGGUGGAUCAACAGCAGCAGGAAUACAAGGCUGAGCUGGGGAUCUGGCUCAAGUCACUUUCUCCACAAGACAGAGCUGUGUACAAGGAGUACACCUCCACGAAGCGCAAGGGUCCAGGCAAGGCGGGGGGUCCCUCGGCCAAGGCAAGGGUCACGGAGCUGGUCAGCUCGGAAUCAUCAGAGGGUGACGACGAAGGUGGGGACGAGGAUCCUGAGAGGAGCGACUCUUCUGAUUCCGAUGAGGACGGAGUCGAGUCAUCAGGGACAUCCGACAGUGGGUCAGACAGCGAUGAGGUAAAUGAUGAGGAUGUGGAGGGGGAGGGGGACCAGUCUGAGGCCAGCUCUUCCUCCUCGUUUGCCUCCUCUUCCUCCUCGGAUGACGAGGGCUCUGACUCAGAUUCCGACUGAUGCCUGUCUCGGAGGGUCGGUGAGAAGGUUGGGGAGCACUGACACUGACUCCAGUCACUGGGUGUCCGAGAGGCUCCGCGGACCCGUGGUCAUGUCACCAGGACCUCAGCUCGCCACACGUCCCUGUCCCGCUGGCGACUCCCUGCUGUAAAUACACAUGUUUGUCCGUGUGACCAGCAGCUCCCCACUGGAACUAAAACAUGGACAUGGACAUUUACAGGUCACUGUUUUUAAUGUUUUACUGUACUGCCAUCGUUUGAUCAAUGAAUCCCUCCGCCCUCACUGUUGGGGUUUGAAUCUCAGAGCCUUGAGUCACGGGGAUCGGCAGAUAUAGCACUGACCCAGGUGCUCAGUCUCUACCCAAGGUCUCUCUGACACGUCCUUUCACUGUCCUGUCCUGUUGCAGUUGUUGCUGAGGGUAAGCUCGGAGCAGAGGGAGAGAUGUGAGUCGAUGAGUUCAGAUCCCAAGUGGAAUUGAACUUAGGGAAUUGAGGCUGAUUUGUUGUUUCAUCUGCUCUGGGUGAAGUUACCUUGUCCCAGAGCAGCUUCAGUACUGGGACCACGAGGGCCUUACUGUAGGUGAAGGUUCAAAGUAACCUUUCCUUGUGUUAUUGGAUGAGGAUUCUGCUUCUCUCUGCUGGCUGAAUCAUCCUCAACUCUGAGCAGGUUCACCUUACCUGAACUCAUCCGUCAGGAUAUUUAACAGGCAGGCUCUGGGUUAGAGCUGUCCGGCUUCACUCCAAUUCCACACAGUUGGUUUUGCUUGCAAGACUUGGGUUUAUUUGCACUUGUUUGCUGGAGGUGGGUGUCACAGGCAAGCCCAGCAGUCAUCACCCAUCCCCAGCUGGUCAUGAGUGGGAGUGAGCUGGAUUCCACAACCCCCGCUGACCACAGCGCUGUUGGGAGGGUGUUCCAGGAUUUAAGACCCACUUUUGAUAUGGGAUUGGCAAUAAGGCAGGGAGGGGAACCUGCAAGUGGUGGUGUUCCCUACACCCACUGCCCUUGUCCUCUGGAUGACUCAGGUUGUGUGUUGAGAGGUGCUGCUGGUAUCUCACUGGGUAACUGUGGUGCAUUUUGUAAAUGGUGGAGGGGUGAAUGGGGAGCAGGGUGCUUUGUCCUGAAGCUUCUUGAGUUAAACCUGCACUCACCCAGGCAAGUGGAGACUGUUCCAUCACACUCCUGACCGGUGCCUUGUAACUGGUGACAGGUCUUGGGGUGCCAGGAGAUGAGUGACUGGGGCAAGCGCAGGGCAGUAAUUGGAGACCAAGCAAGAGUAGGUGGAGCAACUUGUUCACUGUGCGAUGUGGUGCCUGUUCUGGGGUCAGCUGGCACUGGCAGAACCAGGAAACACUCCGACAAACUUGGUCCAGUUUAUCUUUCUCUCUUGUAAUAAAUGAUGAGCGAUCUAGCAGACGGUUCUGGCGGGCAGGAGAGACUUCAAUUACUGAAUAUUAAAUGACAGUAACGUGUUCAGUUACCAGUCUGUACCAUUCACUUUUAUGUAAAGGACCAAGUGAACAUCCAGCUUCAGACACUCCAUGCUGCAACAACAAGUGGUAACCUUGGCAUUUCUUUGCUUGUAUCUUGUGUUUGAAAGUUCGACUGAGUUGCUGUGUUUUCUGCAGCAAUUUUAUGUGCAGAAAGUUGCUUAACGUAAUUCCAGAGCCGUCGGAAAAGCUGCUUGGUGAGCAGUUCCUGGGGGGCGAGCAGAGCUCACCUCAAAUUUGCUGUGAAAAUCCCACAAUCCAUGCCGUCGGGAUGUUUCGGAAAACAGUUUUAAAAUUGAGCUGUGAUCUGGAGAUAUCAUCGCUUCUACUGAAAUGACAAGAUCCUGCAUAGAUUCAGAUGCUAACCAAGGCAGCUGACAACUUCACAAUAAACCUUGGUUCAAAACAAA